Molecule: messenger RNA, 6703 nt
Organism: Petromyzon marinus (sea lamprey)
Lineage: Eukaryota; Metazoa; Chordata; Hyperoartia; Petromyzontiformes; Petromyzontidae
Source: RefSeq, a predicted model, not a curated record
CCCAUAACGUCAGGACAAACCACAUCAGGUGCCUCCACAUCAGUAGCACCACCGUCAUCAGGAGCUACAUCACCAUCACCCAUAGCAUCAGGACAAGCCACAUCAGGUGCCUCGACAUCAGGAGCAUCAACAUCAUCAGGAGCCACAUCACCAUCACCCAUAACGUCAGCACAAACCACAUCAGGUGCCUCGACAUCGAUAGCAUCAACAUCAUCAGGAGCAACAUCCCCAUCACCCAUAACAUCAGCACAAAUCACCUCAGGUGCCUCAACAUCAGUAGCAUCAACAUCAUCAGGAGCAACAUCACCAUCCCCCACAAUAGGUGCAACAACUACAGGGCCACCAAAAGCAGCCUCCAAAUCAGCAGCCAUAACCACAUCACUAGCAACAUCCCCAUCACCUACAACUGGAGGACAAACCACAACAGUUGGCACAUCAAUAGCACAAACUUCAGCUGCAGCAACAAUACAACCCACUACUUCAGAGGCAACAACAGCUGCUGCUUCAACAUCUGUGGCACAAAAAACAACCACAGCAGUUACCUCAAACAGCACUCAAGUUACAACAGCAACUGCACUCACAACCGCAACUGUAGCUAAAUCAACAAGAACAAGACCACCUUCAACAACUUUACCACUCACAAGCAGUGGGCUGCCAACAACAGCAGUACUAAUUGCAACAAUUUCAUUCCCGGUCACAACGCCACCAAAUACGUCAGCAUCAACCACAACCGCACUAACAACCACAGCAGCAGCAACAACAACUGUCCUGCCCUCCACAACUCUAACACAAUCAAGCGCGCCGUCAACAGUUGCACAAACUGCCACACCCACAGCAACAACUACAACUGCAAUAAUAGCUUCAACUACUGCAACAAUAAUACCAACUUCCUCAACGCAACAAGUGAUCACAACUACCACAGCAGGAUCUACAGCACAACAAACUACUGGCACAACAAUGCCACAGACUGUCACGGAAGAAACCGUCGUUCCUGCGACACACGCACCAAUAUAUAACGCACCGACCAUGACAGCAGCAACAACAACUGUGCAAGAGACCACUGCCACUGCUUUCAUCACCACAGCGGGAACAUCACCACUGACAACCACAGUUACACCAUUAACAACACUAAGCUCAGUAACAACUACACUUGAACCUACUACAUUAAUUACAAAAACCACAUCAAUUCCAACAACCGCAAAAUUGACGACAAACAUUUUAACAUCAACAGUAGGAACGUCCUCAAUUGUAUCAACCUCAUUAUCACCUUCACCUGCUCCCUCAACGGCAGCAACGCCUGCACCCGUAAUCACAACAGCAAGUAUGACAGCUGCCUCCACAACAGCAGCACUUCAAACAUCAAUAGCAUCAUCUCCUGUCUCAACAAUAGCAGCAUCAACAGCAGCAACACCCUCAACUAUGAUUUCACCAACAGUGCCAGCCUCUUCAGCUGUAACGACGGCAACAACAGCAGGUGCGACAGCUGCAACAUCAACCGCUGUCCAACCAACAGCAACACCAUUAACCUCAGCAACAGUAGCAUCCAUUCCUGUAACUUCACCAACAGCAACAUCCUCUUCAACUGAAUCAAAAUCAACAACUUCAGGUGUGACAGCUGUCUCAACAACAACAGCACCAGUAACCUCAGUAACAGCAGCAUUCUUACCAACUUCAACUGCACCAAUAUUUUCAGCAGUAACAACAGCAUCAACUACAAGUGCCCUAGCUUCCUCAACAACAUUAGCAGCUGUCUCAACAACAGCAACACCAGUAACCUCAGGAACAGCAGCAUCCUCUCCCGUAACUUCACCAACAGCAACAGGCUCUUCAGCUGUAACAACAACAACAAUUGCCGUAGCUUCGUCAACAACACCACUAGCAGCUGUCUCAACAACAGCAACACCAGUAACCUCAGCAACAGCAGCAUCCAUUCCCAUAACUUCACCAACAGCAACAGGCUCUUCAGCUGUAACAGCAGCAACAAUUGCCCUAGCUUCGUCAACAACACCAGCAGUAGCUGUUUCGACAACAGCAGCACCAGCAACCUCAGGAACAGCAGCAUCCUCUUCCAUAACUUCACCAACAGCAACACAAUCUUCAGUGGUAACCAUAGCAACUACUACAAGUGCCCUAGCUUCCUCAACAACAACAGUAGCAGCUGUCUCAACAACAGCAGCACCAGUAACCUCAGGAAUAGCAGCGUCCUCUCCCAUAACUUCACCAACAGCGUCUUCAGCUGUAACAACAGCAACAAUUGCCCUCGCCUCCUCAACAACACCAGUAGCAGCUGUCUCAACAACAGCAACACCAUUAACCUCAGGAACAGCAACAUCCUCUCUCGUAACUUCACCAACAGCAACAGGCUCUUCAGCUGUAACAACAGCAACAAUUGCCCUAGUCUCAUCAACAACACCAGUAGCAGCUGUUUCAACAACAUCAGCACCAGUAACCUCAACAACAGCAGCAUCCUCUCCCAUAACUUCACCAACAGCAACAGGCUCUUCAGCUCUAACAACAGCAACAACUUCAGGUGCGACAACUGCCUUAACAACACCAGUAGCAGCUGUCUCAACAACAGCAACACCAUUAACCUCAGGAACAGCAACAUCCUCUCUCGUAACUUCACCAAUAGCAACAGGCUCUUCAGCUAUAACAACAGCAACAAAUACCCUAGCUUCCUCGACAACCCCAGUAGCAGCUGUCUCUACAACAGCAACACCAGUAACCUCAGGAACAGCAGCAUCCUCUGCCAUAACUUCACCAACAGCAACAGGCUCUUCAGGUGUAACAACAGCAACAAUUGCCCUAGCUUCGUCAACAACACCAGUAGCAGCAGUUUCGACAACAGCAGCACCAGUAACCUCAGGAACAGCAGCAUCCUCUCCCAUAACGUCACCAACAGCAACACAAUCUUCAGUGGUAACCGUAGCAACUACUACAAGUGCCCUAGCUUCCUCAACAACAACAGUAGCAGCUGUCUCAACAACAGCAACACCAGUAACCUCAGGAAUAGCAGCAUCCUCUCCCAUAACUUCACCAACAGCAACCGGCUCUUCAGCUCUAACAACAGCAACAACUUCAGGUGCGACAACUGCCUUAACAACACCAGUAGCAGCUGUCUCAACAACAGCAGCACCAGUAACCUCAGCAACAGCAGCAUCCUCUCCCAUAACUUCACCAACAGCAACAGGCUCUUCAGCUCUAACAACAGCAACAACUUCAGGUGCGACAACUGCCUUAACAACACCAGUAGCAGCUGUCUUAACAACAGCAACACCAGUAACCUCAGGAACAGCAGCAUCCUCUGCCAUAACUUCACCAACAGCAACACAAUCUUCAGUGGUAACAACAGCAACAAUUGCUCUAACUUCGUCAACAACACCAGUAGCAGCUGUCUCAACAACAGCAACACCAUUAACCUCAGGAACAGCAACAUCCUCUCUCAUAACUUCACCAAAAGCAACAGGCUCUUCAGCUGUAACAGCAACACCAGUAACCUCAGGAACAGCAGCAUCCUCUGCCAUAACUUCACCAACAGCAACAGGCUCUUCAGCUGUAACAACAGCAACAAUUGCCCUAGUCUCAUCAACAACAACAGUAGCAGCUGUCUCAACAACAGCAGCACCAGUAACCUCAACAACAGCAGUAUCCUCUCCCAUAACUUCACCAACAGCAACAGGCUCUUCAGCUCUAACAACAGCAACAACUUCAGGUGCGACAACUGCCUUAACAACACCAGUAGCAGCUGUCUCAACAACAGCAACACCAGUAACCUCAGCAACAGCAACAUCCUCUCUCGUAACUUCACCAACAGCAACAGGCUCUUCAGCUAUAACAACAGCAACAAAUACCCUAGCUUCCUCGACAACACCAGUAGCAGCUGUCUCUACAACAGCAACACCAGUAACCUCAGGAACAGCAGCAUCCUCUGCCAUAACUUCACCAACAGCAACAGGCUCUUCAGCUGUAACAACAGCAACAAUUGCCCUAGCUUCGUCAACAACACCAGUAGUAGCUGUUUCGACAACAGCAGCACCAGUAACCUCAGGAACAGCAGCAUCCUCUCCCAUAACUUCACCAACAGCAACACAAUCUUCAGUGGUAACCGUAGCAACUACUACAAGUGCCCUAGCUUCCUCAACAACAACAACACUAGCAGCUGUCUCAACAACAGCAACACCAGUAACCUCAGGAAUAGCAGCAUCCUCUCCCAUAACUUCACCAACAGCAACCGGCUCUUCAGCUCUAACAACAGCAACAACUUCAGGUGCGACAACUGCCUUAAUAACACCAGUAGCAGCUGUUUCAACAACAGCAGCACCAGUAACCUCAACAACAGCAGCAUCCUCUCCCAUAACUUCACCAACAUCAACAGGCUCUUCAGCUCUAACAACAGCAACAACUUCAGGUGCGACAACUGCCUUAACAACACCAGUAGCAGCUGUCUCAACAACAGCAACACCAUUAACCUCAGGAACAGCAACAUCCUCUCUCGUAACUUCACCAACAGCAACAGGCUCUUCAGCUAUAACAACAGCAACAAAUACCCUAGCUUCCUCGACAACACCAGUAGCAGCUGUCUCUACAACAGCAACACCAGUAACCUCAGGAACAGCAGCAUCCUCUGCCAUAACUUCACCAACAGCAACAGGCUCUUCAGCUGUAACAACAGCAACAAUUGCCCUAGCUUCGUCAACAACACCAGUAGUAGCUGUUUCGACAACAGCAGCACCAGUAACCUCAGGAACAGCAGCAUCCUCUCCCAUAACUUCACCAACAGCAACACAAUCUUCAGUGGUAACCGUAGCAACUACUACAAGUGCCCUAGCUUCCUCAACAACAACAACAGUAGCAGCUGUCUCAACAACAGCAACACCAGUAACCUCAGGAAUAGCAGCAUCCUCUCCCAUAACUUCACCAACAGCAACCGGCUCUUCAGCUCUAACAACAGCAACAACUUCAGGUGCGACAACUGCCUUAACAACACCAGUAGCAGCUGUCUCAACAACAGCAGCACCAGUAACCUCAGCAACAGCAGCAUCCUCUCCCAUAACUUCACCAACAGCAACAGGCUCUUCAGCUGUAACAACAGCAACAAUUGCGCUAGGCUCAUCAACAACACCAGUAGCAGCUGUCUCAACAACAGCAACACCAGUAACCUCAGGAACAGCAACAUCCUCUCUUGUAACUUCACCAACAGCAACAGGCUCUUCAGCUGUAACAACAGCAACAAUUGCCCUAGUUUCAUCAACAACAACAACAGUAGCAGCUGUCUCAACAACAGCAGCACCAGUAACCUCAACAACAGCAGCAUCCUCUCCCAUAACUUCACCAACAGCAACCGGCUCUUCAGCUCUAACAACAGCAACAACUACAGGUGCGACAACUGCCUUAACAACACCAGUAGCAGCUGUCUCAACAACAUCAGCACCAGUAACUUCAGCAACAGCAGCAUCCUCUCCCGUAACUUCACCAACACCAACAGGCUCUUCAGCUGUAACAACAGCAACAAUUGCCCUAGCUUCGUCAACAACACCAGUAGCAGCUGUCUCAACAACAGCAACACCGUUAACCUCAGGAACAGCAGCAUCCUCUCCCGUAACUUCACCAACAGCAACGCCCUCUUCAGCUGUCGCAACAGCAACAACUUCAGGUGCGACAACUGCCUUAACAACACCAGUAGCAGCUGUCUCAACAACAGCAACACCAUUAACCUCAGGAGCAGCAGCAUCCUCUCCCAUAACUUCACCAACAGCAACAGCCUCUUCAGCUGUAACAACAGCAACACUUGCCCCAGCUGCCUCGACAACACCAGUGUCAGCUGUCGCAACAACAACAACACCAGUAACCUCAGGAAUAGCAGCAUCCUCUCCCAUAACUUCACCAACAGCAACAGCUUCUUCAGCUGUAACAACAGCAACAAUUGCCCUAGUCUCCUCAACAACACCAGUAGCAGCUGUCUCAACAACAGCAACACCAGUAACCUCAGCGACAGCAGCAUCCUCUCCCAUAACUUCACCAACACCAACAGCCUCUUUAGCUGUAGCAACAGCAACAACUUCAGGUGCAACAACUGUCUUAACAACACCAGUAGCAGCUGUCUCAACAACAGCAACACCAUUAACCUCAGGAACAGCAGUAUCCUCUCCCAUAACUUCACCAACAGCAACAGCCUCUUCAGCUGUAACAACAGCAACAAUUGCCCUAGCUUCGUCAACAACACCAGUAGUAGCUGUCUCAACAACAGCAGCACCAGUAACCUCAGCAACAGCAGCAUCCAUUCCCAUAACUUCACCAACAGCAACAGGCUCUUCAGCUGUAACAGCAGCAACAAUUGCCCUAGCUUCGUCAACAACACCAGUAGUAGCUGUUUCGUCAACAGCAGCACCAGUAACCUCAGGAACAGCAGCAUCCUCUCCCAUAACUUCACCAACAGCAACACAAUCUUCAGUGGUAACCAUAGCAACUACUACAAAUGCCCUAUCUUCCUCAACAACAACAGUAGCAGGUGUCUCAACAACAACAGCACCGGUAACCUCAGGAAUAGCAGCGUCCUCUCCCAUAACUUCACCAACAGCGUCUUCAGCUGUAACAACAGCAGCAAUUGCCCUAGUCUCAUCAACAACACCAGUAGCAGCUGUUUCAACAACAGCAGCACCAGUAACCUCAACAACAGGAGCAUCCUCUCCAUAACUUCACCAAC